ACGUUGUACAAAUGAUUUAUAGUGCUUCAUGCUGGACGCACAUACAACGGGAUCAUCGUACUUUGAUGAACUGCGUCGUCGUCUUCUCUCGUCAACCACGUCGUCGUCGUCUUGUCAACCACGGGUGUUGUGAUAUUUAGUGUCAUUAUUAUCGCUUUAACGAAGUUUUUCUGCCCAUGCUUUUCGAUAAACCCGCUUCCUCAGCGCUCCCGCUGCUCUUUCGAUAAAGAUGCCGCGCUGGCGAUAACGGUCACCGAGGCGUCUUGUUUUCACCGGUACGCAGAGUUGGUGAUCGGUCGCCCGUCUGGCUUAAACAGUAUUUCCUUGAGCCAGCGCGUCUCUUUCUCGAGAGGGGCGGCUGGCCGCAGUGCAGACGCAGCUGGCAAUGCCUUGUUGAGCCUCCUUCAAGAAAGGCGCCUUCUAGGAGUGCGUGCUCACCUAAGACUGCGAUUAGAUAAGCCGCCUUAUCGAGCCGACGGCCCAACCGCCCGGAGCGCCGGGCAGCACCUUUCCGGGCGUCGGCUGGAAUUUGUGCCGGCGAACAGACUAUACACCAACCACGUUGAGCUAUAGGCCGCGGCGGUUUGCUAGCAGCCGUAGGAUUGGCGCGGCGCGCUCUCGCAAGCGGGUGCAAAGUACACGCGCGCGCAAGUCGGAACGACGCGGCGUACAGCGCACGCAGACGCGUAACGUAAGACGCCAGAGAAGUCCCUCCCGCAGUCCAGUCCUCAGCGGUGGUGGUGGGGCCGCCGCCUCUUCUCUCAGGUGUCGGCCGUCGUGUAAACAGUGGUUCUCCGCGCACCGCGUGACCGAAUUGCAGAUGAUGGCGAGACGGCGAAGGAUUCUGCUCAGCGGCCGACCGAGCGAGCUGGUUCCCUGCUUCGGCCUCCUGACGCGGAGGCCCUCCAGGUCGUAGUACCACGCUGUUCCUCCCGGAGGACGCCGGAGCCAGAGGACACAUCGCCGCCUGGUCCACCGAGUGCCGCGCAGCAUCCCAAUACUCAGCGCUCCCAAGCUAAGCGGAGCAACGGUAGUGAUAACAACGUGCCAACGGUGUGACUCAGCAGACGCGUCUGCUACGGGUAUCGCCAGAUUAUAUACUCAAGCUCCGAGAAGAACAGUCAUCCCGAUUGCCCUGGCUCUGACCGUCGUCUACACUCUAGUUGUGCGAACGUGAGUGAUUCGCGAUUGUUUUAUUGUACGCAAUUUAAAGCGUACUACGCGGCAGCCAGAGGAGGCUGUCAAACAGUUCCUGUUGUGAGACAAAAGUGCUGUUCGCCGAAGGUGAUGCGGACGGUGGCGGUCGGCAACGUCGAGUCGCCAUGACCGUGAGGACUCAGCUCGUCGUGGUCUUUCUUCUAGUCAGUUUCGGACUUCUGGUGGCUGCCGGUCAGUCCAAAAAGAAUGGCCAGGUCAAGAAAGGGAAAAUCUGCAUCGGCACAAAUGGCCGAAUGUCGGUUCCAUCGAACCGAGAGCAUCACUACCAGAACCUCAGGGACCGCUACACAAAUUGUACAUACGUGGACGGGAACCUGGAGUUGACAUGGCUACAGAACAAGAGCCUGGACCUGAGCUUCCUGCGCGACAUCCGCGAGGUGACGGGCUACGUGCUCAUCUCGCACGUGGACGUGCAGCGCAUCCUGCUGCCGAGCCUGAUGAUCAUCCGGGGCCGCAGCUUGUUCAAGCUGAACGUGCACGACGAGGAAUUCGCGCUCAUCGUGACGCUGUCCAAGAUGGAGAACCUCGAGCUGCCGGCGCUGCGCGACAUCCUGCGCGGCAACGUGGGCUUCUUCAACAACUACAACCUGUGCCACGUGCGCCACAUCCAGUGGGACGAGAUCCUGUCCGGCCCGCCGGCGCACAUGGUCUACGUGUACAACUUCACGCAGCCCGAGCGCAGCUGCCCGCCGUGCGACGCAUCGUGCCGCGGCGGCCACUGCUGGGGCGAAGGGCCGCACAACUGCCAGAAGUUCUCCAAGGUGAACUGCUCGCCGCAGUGCCACCAGGGCCGCUGCUUCGGGCCGGAGCCGCGAGAGUGCUGCCACCUGUUCUGCGCCGGCGGCUGCGUGGGUCCCAAGCAGAGCGACUGCCUGGCCUGCCAGAACUUCUACGACGACGGCGUUUGCAAGCAGGAGUGCCCGCCCAUGAUGCGCUACAACCCGAACACCUACUCGUGGGACUACAACCCGGACGGCAAGUACGCCUACGGCGCCACCUGCGUCAAGGACUGCCCCGAGCACCUGCUGCGCGACAACGGCGCCUGCGUCCGCAACUGCCCGCCCAACAAGAAGGCGCAGCAGGGCGAGUGCGUGCCCUGCGACGGACCCUGCCCAAAGAACUGCCAAGGGGUGAGCGUCGUCAACUCAAUCAACAUCGAGGACUUCCGCGGCUGCACUAUAAUCGAAGGUUCCCUUACCAUCCUGGACUCGACGUUCAACGGCUUUCAGGAAGUUUACGCCGAUUUCUCGUUCGGUCCGCGCUACGACAAGAUGGACCCGAGCAAAUUGGAAGUGUUCAGCACGCUCAAGGAAGUCACUGGCUACGUCAACAUCCAGGCUUCACAUCCCAACUUCACGUCGCUGUCAUACUUUCGCAAUCUAGAAGUCAUCGGUGGUCGGACGCUGACCGAGUAUUUCGCUGCCUUGUACAUCGUGAAGAGUUCGCUGAAGUCGCUCAACCUGCGGAGCCUGAAAAAGAUUCGCUCGGGCAGCAUUGCCAUCCUGGAGAACAAGGACCUGUGCUUCGCCGACAGCGUCGAUUGGUACCAGGUCCUGAAGUCCAACGCCCACAACGUGCUGCUUCAGCGGAAUGCCGACAAGGCCGAUUGCGAGGCACAAAAGCUUAUAUGCCACCCGCAGUGCUCUUCAAGUGGUUGCUGGGGCCCAGCACCGAAUGAAUGCCUUUCCUGCAAAUCAUACCGUCUAGAAGACACCUGCAUCGACAAGUGUGAUACACCCAAUAGCAUCUACGAUGAUGGGAACUUUGUGUGCAAGCACUGCCACGAAGAAUGUCUCGGCGAAUGUUCUGGCCCUGGACCUGGUAACUGCAGCAAGUGUCGACAUGUUCGUGAUGGGCCCUACUGUGUCAAGGAGUGCCCUGAAUCAAAGUACAACCAGUCAGGCUUCUGUAUGCCCUGCCAUGAAAAUUGCGUUGGGGGGUGCACUGGACCGAACAACACUGUUGGACCGGAUGCUUGCAACUCUUGUGAGAAGGCAAUUGUCAGUGCUUACGACCCCAAUGUCGUGGAGCAGUGUCUGAAAGCAGAUGAAGCCUGUCCAGAUGGAUUCUACCAUGAGUACUUUGGUCCACAGGAGGAAGGAGCUCUCAAGUCCUUGACUGGAAAAUCGGUCUGUCGCAAGUGUCACCAGCGUUGCAAGAACUGCACAUCUUACUCCAUACACGUCUCGGUCUGUGAGUGUCUGCACUACAGCAGUGGAGAGCAGUGCGAAGAUCGUUGCCAAAGAGAUCACUUUCCUGACGAGGCCAAUCGGCGGUGCCUGCGGUGUCAUGAUGAGUGUCGAGGAUGUUACGGACCCACGGCAGCCCACUGCACCAAUUGUCGCAACUUCCGCAUCUAUGACUCUGAAAACCGCACUCAGUUCAACUGCACUGCCACCUGUCCUCCUGAGAAGCCAUUCAAGGUGUUCGAUGACACCACAACCAAGGACCCACACUGCUCUGAUGAAGAUCCCAACCAGAUGGCUCUGCAUGGCAGGACGGAGGAAGACCACCUGCCUGCAAUCCUUGCCAGUGCCGGGGGCUGCAUCCUGCUGCUGGGUAUCUUUCUGGCUGUGUUCAGCUACCACUGGUUCCAGCGAGCCAAAACGAAGGAGAACACUGUCAAAAUGACCAUGCGCAUGAGCGGUUUUGAAGACAACGAGCCUCUGAAGCCAACAGAUAUCAAGCCCAAUCUUGCCCAGCUAAGAAUUGUCAAGGAAGCCGAACUUCGCAAAGGCGGAAUCCUUGGCUACGGAGCCUUUGGUACGGUCUACAAGGGUGUCUGGGUGCCCGAGGGUGAAAAUGUGAGGAUUCCUGUCGCCAUCAAGGUUCUUCGUGAGGACACAGCACCAAACACGAACAAGGAGUUUUUGGAAGAGGCGUACAUAAUGGCAAGUGUGGACCACCCCAAUGUUCUCAAGCUGCUGGCGGUUUGCCUGACAUCACAGCUGAUGCUGGUUACACAGCUGAUGCCCCUUGGCUGCCUCCUUGACUAUGUUCGCAACAACCGGGACAAGAUUGGCUCCAAACCACUGCUGAAUUGGUGCACCCAGAUUGCUCGGGGUAUGGCCUACCUGGAGGAAAAGCGCAUGGUUCAUCGUGACCUUGCCCUAAGAAAUGUCCUGCUUCAAACACCCGGCUGUGUGAAGAUCACCGAUUUCGGUUUGGCUAAGCUGCUUGACAACAAUGAAUUUGAGUACAAAGCAGCCGGCGGCAAGAUGCCAAUCAAAUGGCUGGCGUUAGAGUGCAUCCAACACCGCAUCUUCACACACAAGAGUGAUGUCUGGGCAUUCGGUGUGACUGUAUGGGAGCUACUGACAUACGGUAUGCGACCUUAUGAAAAUGUUUCUGCGCGAGAUGUACCUGACCUGCUCGAGAAGGGAGAGAGGCUCAACCAGCCAUCAAUUUGCACUAUUGAUGUCUACAUGAUCAUGAUCAAGUGCUGGAUGCUUGACGCUGGUUCACGUCCCUCCUUCAAAGAGCUGGCCGAAGAGUUUGCCAAAAUGGCUGCUGAUCCAGGGCGUUAUCUGGUCGUUCCUGGUGACAAGUUGAUGCGGCUACCCAGCUACACUCCGCAGGACGAGAAGGAGCUUAUCCGGAACCUGAGCAUGCCCAUGGAAGGCUCGGAGGUCAUCAUGGAUGCUGAGGAGUACCUGCAGCCCAGAGCUCAGCCCAGCAUGCUCUUAGGUGCUGACCAGGCUCCGCCACCUACACCAAUCAAGAAAUUCAUGGAUGAUCGUGGGUUCGAGGAGGAUCCCUCUGUUGGAGUUCCAAACCCGGCCGAGUUCUUCCCUGCCAACAUGGUUCCCCAUCCUGACAUGAAUGGGGGCUGCCACGCCAAUGGUAUGAACCCUCGCGGCCGAGAGAACAGCCUCAACCAACGCUACUGCUCUGACCCGCUAAAGCUCCUUGGAAAAGAUGCCGAGGAAGGAGACGACGAUGCCUUCAUGCACAAUGCGGCAACGCUUCCCAAGGGAUCCAAACCAAGUGACAUGCGCAUGUCCCUACCGGUGGAUGAGGAUGACUACCUGAUGCCUUCACCCCGAUCCAAGGGCCUCUCCACUACUUACAUGGACUUGAUCGGGGACAGUCGCUACUCAAAUGGUGUUGAUGGCCUUGACCCCCGUCUUCAGGCCUACGGAGGCUUCAUGCCAGACUUCGUUCCUCCCAACGGCCAGGGGCCGCUGCAGGGUGUUGACAACAUUGAGUACCACCUCAUGAAUCGCAACGGGCCUGCACAUCCAGUGGCAAUGCAAAUACCCCGUGACCCGGGUCCCCAGUACGUGAACACCUGCCCCCUGGGUUCUCCAAACACGGUGGUGCCCCCUCAGGGGCCCGGAGUGGUGACCCGCAAACAGCACAGCUCCGACGAGGACACUGAUGACCACGAGUAUUACAACGACUACGACCGACUCAAGCGGGAACUGCAGCCGCUCAACCAUCGUAGCCGGAGUGAAACAACGGUCUAGUGACAGUGCUCCAAGCUGUGCGUGUGACAGAAACUUGUCGCUUCGGUCAUCUCCAGUUGUAGUGAUAGGCAGGCUUUGGAAAAGCUACUGUGUCUCCUUCGUGGUGAGAAGGCAGACUCGGUCAAGUCAAGCUGUCUCUGCUGGUAUGGCAUGUAGACAACAACCAAAGUGUGUGUGCAGGGGGCAGCUGAGAGUUGAAAUGUGGCUUCUUCAUUACUCAUUUUACUCCUCUUAAACGAUCAAGGGUGCAGCCAAAAUUCUGAGCAUAUUAGAAAUUUUUUCAGUACAAUGUGGAUCAAGACACUGAAUUUUGUCAUGUCUCAUGUGAAUAGGCAUUGCAAUCUGGUUUGAAUUAUCAUUUAACUGUUGAUAUAGAUAUGGUCAUGAAAAAAAAUUUCGGAUCUUGGCCAGGUCAUUAUCUUUGACAGAAAGCUCACAAAGAAAUGGAAGCGAGAAAAAAAAUUGACUCUAAGUCCACUUACCAAAGCACUAUGACAGUCAGCACAUGAUGGCAGAGAGAAAGCUUUCCCGUUCAUCUUGGAAAGAAAAGUCUUUCUGGGACUGCAGCUGUCAGCAGAACACACAAAAAUCUUCAUGCAAAGCAUCGAGUGAUCUCAGUCGUGUCUCCUGACAAAAGGCUUUUCGUUUGAAAGCAGCCAGCAGUGUGCAACAAGGAACUCUGCAUCCGAGUGAAAGUCUUGCAUUUGUUUCGACGCUAGCACCUUCAAUUGCCGUCUGCUUCUGGUCACUUCAAGUCGCCUCGCCAAGGUUUCAACAGUGAACGCAGACUGUGACCAGUGUUGACUGUGGGUUAUAACCGAGGACUCUGGAGAGGCAAACGAAGACGCGUCACCGUGGGACCAGUUAUCACUUCCAGGAACUUGAUAUCUCCCAUGUGCUAUUUAUUUUCGUGGAACACAAACAAGACUGUGAAAAUGGAGUUAGUUGUCUUCAUUGAGGACUGUGCUUCCUUUUAAAAAGGUCACUAAAGUUUCGUGCAGUUUGAUGUAAAUAGUAUACAUAACUCUCCCGUUUCUUUCUUCUGUUUUUUUUUUUUUUUCUUUAAGUGCAUACUUUUUUAUGUGAGCUGUGCCCAAAACAUUGCCACUGUAGUCCUUUCCUUGUCCUUUAUUUUUGUGCAUCAACUUGCCACAUUGUGCUACUAAGAAGUGCUGUUUGUUGUGCGUACUGCCAUCCUGAAAUUAUUUAGCUGUCUUUCUCGUUCCUUGUGGCUUGAUUAGCACAUUGAUGUCUUCCGUGCCUAACGACAUCAGCGGGUGCAUGUAAUGCAUAAGCUUUCAGUAUUACAACUCAUCCGAGUGCCAUAAGACAUUGCUAUCACUUCACUAACUCGUGCAACAACAAUUGGUUGACUCAUUGAUUACCUAUUGACAUGACGGUUGUUUUGUACAUGUUGUCAAGCUUUUAUGAACAUAUUUUUAGCAAGGCUUGAGGAAAGCCUGCACUUACAAGUCCUUUAAACAUCAGUGCAUAAGAUGCAUGUGUGUGCAAAGAUUGGGCUGUUUAUUGUCAAAUUGUGAAUGAUGUCCUUGCACCAUUGAAACCUGCAGCAGGGUUUGGUUUUGAUUUCCUUUCUCCUCUCAUGGGGCCUACCUGGUGAUUUCUACUCAAGCAGCUAAAGAGCUUGCUUGAAUCACUCCACUGGUUGUGAACGUUUGUAAAGAGUGCAUUCUAAGAAUGGUUGAAUGCAGAGGAUGACUCAUUUUUAAACCUUUGAAUUUCAGUGAACACAGUCAUGCCAUGUUUAAAAAAAAAAUUUAAUGAUGGGGAAUUGUGCGUUCUAUUUUUUUUUACACAUGUCUUUAAAUCUUCUGUUUUGUUGCAUGUGAUGCAGUAAUUGUUGCCAGAGCUUUACGAGUAAUGAUUCCUGCAAGCAAAGGAGCAAAAAUGUUGCUUCGAGACUUUUUUUUUUUUUCUGUAUUGCGCCAUUCCAAGUAAAGUAUGAUAAAAUCAUAAAAUUUGUAGAAGGGACCAAAACGAAAUAUUUUUGCAUAGGAACCCUGUGAAAAACACAAGGUUUUUUACAUUUGCAGCCUACAAUGUCACUCUUUCCUUUGAGGUGUGAACUACUCAUUGUAGCCUAAGACUCGUGUUUAACACUGCCUCAUGAUCAUUGUAACAGUGUUUGGCUUUCCACAAUGCUACAAUGUUUACCUGUAUAUACGUACAUUUUAAGACUUCUCAACUGGCUUCUACUGGAAAGCUCUGACGAAUAAGCUCACCUCAUUAGGCUCAGCUAGCUGCAUGUGACUGCAUGUUAUGUAUGUAUUGUACAAAGUGUGUUUUACCAAUGCCUGUUGACUUCACAGGUAUUCCAUUUCAAGUUUUACAUAGUCCUGUUAGGAGCAGUCAAGGGCGCACAUCUAAUGUGACUGCUCCCAAUGUGGGGUACCUCUGCAGAAGAGAGUGGAAAUUUUUAAAGAUGAGAGAUGUAUUUGCUAUAUGGUACAUUAAUAAAAUUACUUGUCCCAAAAAAAAA
Messenger RNA from Dermacentor silvarum, 8187 nucleotides. RefSeq names its product epidermal growth factor receptor-like (gene Egfr). Gene Ontology annotation, cellular component: signaling receptor complex; basal plasma membrane. NCBI's taxonomy places the organism in Eukaryota, Metazoa, Arthropoda, Arachnida, Ixodida, Ixodidae. Gene Ontology annotation, biological process: multicellular organism development; positive regulation of cell population proliferation; cell surface receptor protein tyrosine kinase signaling pathway. Gene Ontology annotation, molecular function: ATP binding; transmembrane receptor protein tyrosine kinase activity. The record is from RefSeq and is a predicted model, not a curated record.